CUGGGGCUUUGGGAUUAUCAAUGAGCAAAUUACCUCUGAUCCAGCAGAGGGUCUCAGGCAGACUGUGCGCGUCUGCCAGGGACUGAAGACUCCCUCUCUAGGGCUUAGGAAGGAUGGGAGAAAUGAGGGACAAAUGACUGCACUUUAUUUUGAAGUAGCGCAUGUAGUCUAUUCUUAACAGCUCAUUAUUGAUACUUCUUUUUGAUAUGAGGCCCCUCCUCUUUUCCUUUGGAGCAUCAGCGUGAGUGUGUUUUGUUUGAGAGUGGUGGCUUAUGCUGAAAGAGGCAGAGGGCUCUUCUCCCAGGAGGAUUCUUCUCACUACCAGCUCUUCAUUGCUCUGCCUGGGUGACUUUUCCUGCAGCUGCACCCAUGACUCUCCAGAAAUGCCUGCUGCAAAAAUAUGGACUGUAUUACCUCUUGGCGCUGCUCACACUUUUCAUGUCACAAGCUGACGGGCUGCAAUGCUACGCCUGUAACAUCGUGCAUAACCAGAGGUAUGUGGACGUAGGCUGUUCCAGCCCCGAAGUCAUCACCUGCUCCCACUCCCACAAGGGCUUCAAGCAUCGCUUCUGCAUCAGAACAGAAAGUGUUGCGUUGGGAGUCACGCUGACUAGCGGCUGCGCGACAGCACGACACUGCCACACCGAGGAGCUGCCGGGAGUCAACAUCCACUGCUGCGACUCGGACCUGUGCAACAGCGCCACCCGCUGGCGGACCACCGCGCCGACGCUGCCUGCUUGCUUGUUGACGUUUUCUCUGCUGUUUCAAAGGUUGAUCCUGUGGACGGGAUAACUUUGAACUUCACGGCAGCUUCCGCUUCCGAUGCGUGACAUGCACGAUGGAACUUAUAAUAUAUAUAUAUAUAUAAUUAGGCCUAACCUUAAAAGACGUGAGCACGGACAGUGGAGGAGGCCUGUAUAUAUGGAUAAACCAAACCUUCCACGUUGUCUUUGCAGCAUUAGCUAAAUCAUUCCAAAAAGAAGAAGAAGAAGAAGAAGAAGACAAACUCAUUAAGCCUCUCAAGCACUCUUAUGCCCAACAAGAAAAUAUUUUGUAACCAUUGUUUCAUUCUGAAGCAUUUUUGCUCAGCUAAAAAUGCUAAUUGAUGCUCUUUGCAAUGAAAAUAUGUGCAAUUUGAUCCCGUUUAAGGCCAAAUGUUCUCAGAAAAUGCCCUAAAUUAAAUUUAUAGCCUUUUGUUUAUUUGAUAUUGUCUUACAUAUUUUAACCAACUGAGCCGU
Molecule: messenger RNA, 1238 nt
Organism: Puntigrus tetrazona (Sumatra barb)
Lineage: Eukaryota; Metazoa; Chordata; Actinopteri; Cypriniformes; Cyprinidae
Exons: 3
Coding region: 370-792 (140 amino acids)
Source: RefSeq, a predicted model, not a curated record